AGAGGGUGAGAGAGAAAGGUCCCAUAUGUGGAAAAAGCAGCACACAGAGCGGUCAGCUUGCACUGGGGAUUAUCGUAUUGCUUCCUGAUCUGAUAUUGCAAAUGCCGGCCUGAGCAGUUCCAGGGCUGGGUGCUGUGCAGUCUCAGGGCAAGCGCUGGUCAGCCAUGAAACCCUGGCGGACAGACGCUAACCUGGGAUUCGCUGCCGGAAAACUGCCGUCUUAACAGAAACCAGAUCCACAGAAUGCUGAGUCCUAUUGUCCCCUAUAGCUUGUUGAAGAUGCACUGGACCCCAGAGCAUGCCCAGCCCCUCAGCCAGUGGCCCGAACAGCACCUGGACGUCUCCUCCACCACUCCCUCCCCGGCCCACAAGUCCGAGCUGUACCCGAACGGGCGUCGCAGCUACAGCUACGCUUGGGCCAAUGAUGACAUCUCCGCACUGACUGCCUCCAACCUCCUGAAGCGCUAUGCAGAAAAGUACUCCGGUGUACUGGACUCACCUUAUGACCGCCCCCCAGUGGGAACCUAUCCCGAGUCCGGGGCCUUUGGGAACCUAAGUGGGCAGAAGAGCGAACUUGAGCCAUGGUGUGUGACACACAGUGCUGAGGCCUACUCUGGAGCAGAGGGCCUGACUGGAGCCAAGACCAUGAGCACUGCAGGCCUGAAUGGUGCAGGCAGUGGUUCAGCAGUGAACAGUAACCUCUCAGAGCCAGGUUACAGUGGUGGCAGUUCCUGUGGGGGUCCCCCUGCCUACAAUGGUACCUACCUCUCCUCUGGGUACUGCCCCCAGCCUGGCACAGCACUUCCCCCAGCAUCCCUGCAUACUCUGCAGCCUUCGGCUGCCCUGGUGCCCAGUUACACCCCACCCGGUCCUGUCUACAACUACUCUCACCAGUCCGCCAUGACACCAGGCUAUACUCACCCACCUGCAUCCUACCUGCCCUCAGGACUGGCCGCACCCACCCCGUUGCCAUCACGUCCAACUGUAGUGGGGGGCAGCUAUGGCUACCAGAGUCAUAACCUGGGGGUUUCUGAAUCUGCAGGGCCACUGAAACGAAAAGCUUUUGAGAUGACAGUGGAGGAAGAUGAAGCUGACAGCUCACGCUACAGGAAGUACGGAUAUGACCACAAGUCAGGUGGCAACUCACCUUACAGCGUCAGUGACAAGGGUGAGUGUCGUGGCAAUGGCUUCAGCACAGCCAGCACAGACCCCCAGGCCUACAAGCCCAGCAAACCAUCCUCGCAGCCAAGCCUGGGGCAAGACGAGGUCGGCAAAUUCAGCGGACUGAAGCCCCUGGUGUCUCCGCCGUAUGGCGGGGCCGGGGAGUACAGCCCCACUGCAGGGAUGAACGGUGAGAAUGGGGGAGGAGAUCCCGGGUUUCCGCAGCACCGGCUAACCCUGAAGCUGGGCUCAGAGGAGCAGCUGAAAGGAGCAGACUCCAGGCUGCUAGAGCUGGUUACUGGGGAGCUGCAGGACAGCAGCCCCGCACUGCCCUGGGGGGAGCUGCUCGGCCAUGCCCACACUAAGGCCGCGCUGGAGGAAGACCUGCUGUGGCCCGUGCUGCGGCCCGGCAGCGCCACCCGGCCGCCCCGGACCAUCCUGCUGUUCGGCCCGAAAGGCGGAGGCAAAAGCACACUGGCCCGUUGUCUGGCCUCACAGCUAGGGGGUGCCUUCUUCCGGCUAAGUGGGGCUGCACUUUCCUCCAAGUGGAAGGCUGAGGCUGAGAAGGUCCUGCACACGCUCUUCCUGGUGGCAGGCGCACGGCAGCCCUGCGUGGUGCUCAUCCAUGAGCCGGAGGCGCUGGCGGAUGACGGGCUGCGCAGGCAGCUGCUCUCCUAUCUGGAGACAACGCAGCUGGGCAGCACCGGCCUGGUGGUGGUGGUCUGUGCCACUCGCAGGCCUGACCUCCUGGAUGAGAGUGUGCACCGCCUCUUCUCCAAGCGCUACUACGUGUCCCUUCCGGAUGUGGGGGUGCGCAGGCAGGUGCUGCUGCAGGCCCUGGCCCCCCAGGGCUGCUGUCUGAGUGAGCGCGAGCUGGCUACCCUGCUCCAACGCACCGAAGGCUUCUCCAUCCGUGAGCUUCUACAGCUCUGCCAGCAAGCGGCCUCCUCUGCCUCUCCCCCGCCGCCUCUCCAUGGGCUGCCGGCGCCCCUCGCACCCCCAGCAUUCAAGGACUUUGAGAAUGCCUUCUGCAAGGUGCGGCCCCACGCCACACCCAAAGAGCUGGACCUGUAUGUGGAGUGGGGUAAGACCCCCAGCCACUGAAGUGCGCAGUGGACUGCAGUCCACCAGAUCGUUCCCUUAGAGAAAUGUCCGUUGGGGAUCUUUCUUUGAACCAAGUACUUAUCUUGCAGCCAAAAAUAAGGGGAUGGAAAAAUAUUAGGAUUGGGGUGGAAGCAUAAGAUUUAAUAUUAUCUGAUUAAUAUAAGGAAAAUGGUUUUCAUUAUAUGUAUAUACAAGUUUUUCUCCAAAGAGCCAAAAAACAAACCUUUAUUGAAGAGCUGGGUUUUGGGGCUGAGGACAGUCUGAAUGAAUCGCUCUUCUCAGGAUUGUAUUUAUUGCUGCCGCAACACGGCAAUGUGUUGGGCUUUAGGGUUAACCAGUGGUUUACUGUUAAAAAGGCCAUAGAAUGUAAGGUAACCAGCCAUAAGAAUCAUAUCGCUUAAAACCAAAAAGAAAAAUAAAUAAUGUUAUUGCUUCCACUAUGGAAUUCUAGCACGGUCUCCCAAUUCUGUCCUCCUGUUCACUGGUCUGAAGGACUGUAAUUCGCUGACUGAUGCUAAUGUCAUCACUCUGGCUGGACUGGUCCAACUCAGUUGCUAAAAUUACAUGUGGCCCAAAAUCAGGAAGUGUCUCUACAUUGAAGCUGUGCUUGCUGAAAAAUGAACGGUUUUUCCAAUCCAGCUGUGCUUCCACUGCUGUCCUCCUUCAAAGAUUAAGUUAACUUCGUUAAUGGGAACCUGCAGUCAGUUUACAAACCAGUAUAGUCUUUUUUUUUUUUUUACUGACAAAGCUUCUUAAAACCUUAAAAAAGACUUGUAUUGUCUUUUGAGUAAAUGUUUUUUGUUUAGUUUAUUUUUGCUUUUAAAAAAUAUAUGUAGUUUUGUUUCAAAUACUCAGGAAGAAUUUUGUUACCUCUGAAUGAAAGAAUGUAUGUUACUGUAGGGUCUUAGUAGCGUGAUCUGUGGACAGUGAAAAGUGAGGUGUCACAAGCCAGCAUGCACACACUCUGCUUGCACCUUCACAGGGAACACUUGAAGUUGCUACCAAGAUUUAACAUUGAAUGUAAUUCAGGUAUUUUUUCAAGUGAUAUUUGAUGCCAUAAAUCAUUUUUUUUUUAUUAUUACACAUAAAUAUAUUUUUUCCAUGUCUCUCUUGUUUUGUUGUAGAUUUUGUUAAGGUGACAAUGGUCUUCAUUAAGUGUUCAGUAGACAAAAAGGGGCCGUUUUUGUUGGACAAACUGAAAAGUGCAGAAUGCCUGUUCAUGUGUAUGAAUGACAAAAGCACGUGGUGAGGGGUUAGGUCUGCAGUGAGACUUUUAUUAUUGUUGUAGUUGUUUUUUUUUACUUGAAUAUAAAGCUCCUUCAUCACAGCAUCAGUGUGAUCAAAAUAAAAAGCGCACUGAACCAAAUCCAGCACCACCUGAACUCUUAGGCGCUUCUGCAGAAUAGACCUGGGACACAUAACACCCCCCUAAUACCUGUAAAUUGUCCAUUUUCUUUACUCUCUUAUUGUCGUUUUCAUUCUGGACUGAUAGAAAGUAAUGAAAACAUUUUCCUUCUUUUUUUCCUUCCUGGCUUUAGUCCCACAUGAUGCAUCAGCACAUCUCCGUCUCCCUGGCAUCAUUCGUGCAGUUUCGCUUCGGUGAUUUCUUAUUUUAUUUUUGUUGUUGUUGUUGCUGUACAGGUGCUGGCCCCCCUUCCCCCAGCUUCCCACAGUCACAUUUGCACCUUGCUGUGCAGUGGAGCCAAGCCCCCCCUGACCACAACAGGCCUAAUGGAAUGGGGCUACUCUGAUUGAUGUCCAGUAACCUUAUAUUACCAUUCAGCCGCUGGAGUCCAGCUGGUGGCUUCAGUCAUGCCAUACAGCCAGGUCAAUCGGAACGACCCUGCUGCAUGUAUUGAUCCCUGCUUGGGGGAAGACAGGAAAUACAGACAGAGAAACAAGUACCUACACAGUUGUUCUAGAAGCAUGGCUGAACGAAUGAGGUUUGUUUGGACAUGAAGAAACAGCUCCAUUCUUUGUACCCAAAAUGCGCUUUUUGAAGAAAAAAAAAACUCAUUAUGCAAGCGGUUGUUACUGUUAGGUUCCACAUACUAUUUUUACAGCAAGUACAGAAUUUCUAAAAAUUAUCAAUGGAAGUUAACCUGAAACAGUCAGUGAAUCCAAAUGUUUGUAACAUCCAUUGUAACCAUCCAUCCAUUCAGCUUUCAAAUGCUUAUCCAGUGCAGGUUGGCAGCAACCCUGGAUCCUGAACCGUGAAUCACGGAGCACAAAGGCAGGAUGGGAUGCCAUUAGUAACCAUUCAUACAGGCUUAAAUAUAUUAAUGAUCGUUAAAUUUAAAAGCAGCUCGAGAUGUUCUAGGGGAACUACUGCUUAGCACACGUCACCUGAGAAAAAGCCAUUCAUCACAAAAUGUGACUUGCUCAUUUUGAUGGAUCUCAUUGCAGCUUCCGGGAUCCAGGUAUUUGACAUGUUGCCUGUAGGGUUCCUUGGCUAGACUGCGAAACAGCAUAAUGAUCCCGCAUGGGAUCCUAUCAGGCCGUGUAAAAUUCUGAAACUCUGUAAAUGCUUUUAAAUAUUAUAUUACAUUACAUGCACCUCCAUAUGACAUACAUCACCUCAUCUGUCAUGCAUUUCACGACACAUAUAUAUUAAACUGGUGGAAAAUGUCUGUCCAACAAAAGCGGUACUUAAUUGCUGUUUUUAAGUAACUCUGUUCUUGUUACUUGUACAUUCUUUGUAACCAUUUCUACCUCAUUUUGUGACAUUGUACAUGAAAGUAUUUAUUUCAUGUCACUUUUUUGAUGUCUAAUGAUAAUGUUCUUGAACUGUAAUGGUCUACCUCAGAAAGGACUAUUUUAAGAGAAAAGUAUCACUCAGUAUU
This is a messenger RNA of Brienomyrus brachyistius, 5108 nucleotides long. Its product is annotated as fidgetin-like protein 2. NCBI's taxonomy places the organism in Eukaryota, Metazoa, Chordata, Actinopteri, Osteoglossiformes, Mormyridae. The record is from RefSeq and is a predicted model, not a curated record. The transcript is spliced from 3 exons. The coding region runs from base 244 to 2265 and encodes 673 amino acids. Gene Ontology annotation, molecular function: ATP binding; ATP hydrolysis activity; microtubule severing ATPase activity.